Messenger RNA from Meira miltonrushii, 1259 nucleotides. RefSeq names its product alpha/beta-hydrolase. The coding region runs from base 318 to 1097 and encodes 259 amino acids. The record is from RefSeq and is a predicted model, not a curated record. The transcript has a single exon. Lineage: Eukaryota; Fungi; Basidiomycota; Exobasidiomycetes; Exobasidiales; Brachybasidiaceae. Gene Ontology annotation, molecular function: hydrolase activity.
UGACGAACCUCUUUUGGUUAUUGAUAUUGAAAUGCAUCCACGUGCCGAUCUCGGAAGGGUGUCCACAUGAUCGUUUAGUGUAAAGAGUUCAACGGGAAGAAAUGAUCGGAUUUGCCUAUAGUUGUGGAGGUGGAAUGCACGGACGUAAGGGAAACACUGGCGAUGCGCCCUGUUUUGCUUUAAAGCUAAUCAUCCAAAAGCCGAAAGAUGAACACAAUGGAAGAAUGAAUGCAUUCAGAAGAACACCAACUUGCACAACAUUCUCUCUCUUCUCCAUCAUCUGAUAUAUAUCUUAAUAUCUACAAACAACAAACAAAAUGGCUUUCUGCUCUCAUUGUCUCGAUUUGAACGAAUUACCUGGUAGCCCAAGCGGUUCGGAAGCAAAGAUUGGCGGUGUUGAUACAUACGUUGCCAAAGGAUCUAAUCAAAAAGGUGGCAUUAUUGUGGCAACUGACAUUUUCGGUUUAAAGAUCGUUAAUCCAAAAAUUGUUGCUGAUGAACUUGCAAAACAAUCUGGUCUUUCAGUUUACGUUCCAGAUAUCUUCCCUGGUGGAGCAAUUGAUGCAAAAGAUUUCGUUUUGCCAAAACGUGCAAGUGAAGGAGCACCAAGUGAAGAUCAAACUUCAAAGAACUUUGAAAACUUUGGUCAAUGGAUCGGAAAGAAGAAUUCUCCCGAACAUACUUUCCCAAUCUUCAAAGCCGUUGCUGAAGAAGUGAAAAAGACAAAUGGCGGAAAGGUUGGUGGCGUUGGUUUCUGCUACGGUGGAAAGUUGGUCGCCUUGGGUGCUUUGGACGGUACUCUUUCCGCAGGUGCAAUUUACCAUCCCGCACUUUUGGAAGCUGAAGAAGCAUCAAAGAUCAAAGUUCCAAUCUUGUUGAACCAAGCUGAAAUGGAUCCUCUCUUCCAAGGUGAAUUACAAGAAGCAUGGAACAACAACCUCAAAUCAAACAACGUCCUUGACAAACGUACAAAACAAUACCCGAACACCGUUCACGGUUUCGGUAGCCGUCCUGAUCUCAAGGACGCAAAGGUUAAAGCAGGUCACGAAGAAGCACUCAAGAACACUGCUGCCUUCUUCUCAGAAACCUUGGCUUAAGAAGUAUUACACAUGAAAAGAUGUUACUUGAUGCAAAUAAAUGAUUUAUUUAGCCUUUACGAAGAAGUUAUUGUGUGAUGUAUAACGAAUUUAGAAACUUUUCAGAACGAGUGGUCAUUCAAUCCUAAUAAUCUAUUCUGGCUACAAUUGAUGAUGUCUGAG